Prosopis cineraria is the source of this 1860-nucleotide messenger RNA. Its product is annotated as acetylornithine aminotransferase, mitochondrial. Gene Ontology annotation, biological process: arginine metabolic process. Bases 369 to 1787 code for a protein of 472 amino acids. The record is from RefSeq and is a predicted model, not a curated record. Gene Ontology annotation, molecular function: transaminase activity; pyridoxal phosphate binding; identical protein binding. Gene Ontology annotation, cellular component: chloroplast stroma. The transcript is spliced from 5 exons. Lineage: Eukaryota; Viridiplantae; Streptophyta; Magnoliopsida; Fabales; Fabaceae.
ACAGGGACUAAUACGGCAAAACAUGGCGAGUAAAGUGACCAAAGUUGUCUUUCCUCAAAAAUUAAAAAACUUGAUCGCUUGACCCUGCAUCGGUCUAGCCUCUCGCCCGCCUGCGUCGUUCGAACAUCCUCAUCUCGCCGUUGUGUUUCCGUCUGGCAUUAUCCGCUCAACCCAGCCGCCGUUGCUCGUUGCUUCUCGUGAAGUCGUGCUCCAUCGCUGCUCGUGCUCGUUGCUUCUCAUUAUAGCCUGCGACGCCGUGCCCUCUUCUCUUCACUGCUGCUCGCGCUUGGCCUGCACCAUUCUUCAUCGUCUUCGUGCUUGUCUAAGUGGAGAAGAGAGGUAACCAAAAAUCUUCUUUGACCAACACAAUGAGUGCUGUUCACAUUGGUCUUAAUUAUUCAACUUCUCAAUCAUCAUGCAAUGUUCGGAGAUUUUACAAUGUAGAGAGACAAAGCAUAUCAGACAGUGAAAGAAAAGCUGCUCAGGUUAGUUGUCAGAGGGUUGUGGUUGCACGUCUUAAUUUAGGUGUUGAGGCACCAAAUAAUGCUGGGAAGAUUUCACUGGGAAAGACUCAGGAGGUGAUUGAGUCAGAAGGGAAGUUUUUGGUUGGAACGUAUGCAAGAGCUCCAGUUGUGCUUGAGAGUGGUGAAGGAUGUAAGUUGUAUGAUAUUGAAGGCAAGGAAUAUUUAGAUUUGAGUUCCGGGAUUGCAGUUAAUGCACUAGGGCAUGGGGAUGCAGACUGGUUGAAGGCUGUGGUUGAGCAAGCCAAUACACUUACUCAUGUUAGCAAUGUGUACUAUUCAGUCCCGCAGGUAGAACUUGCAAAGAGCCUGGUUGCUUCUUCUUUUGCUGACCGUGUGUUUUUUGCUAAUUCUGGAACGGAAGCAAAUGAAGCUGCUAUCAAAUUUGCGAGGAAAUAUCAAAGACACACAUGUACGGAUGGAAAAGAGCCAGCCAGAGAGUUUAUAGCUUUCAGGAAUUGCUUCCAUGGGAGAACCUUGGGUGCCCUUGCUUUGACAAGUAAAGAACAGUACAGAGCUCCAUUUGAACCUGUUAUGCCUGGAGUGACUUUUCUAGAGUAUGGAAAUGCCCAGGCAGCAGUAGACUUAAUUCACCGGGGCAAGAUUGCUGGAGUUUUUGUGGAACCUAUCCAAGGAGAAGGGGGAAUAUACAGUGCUACAAAAGAAUUUCUGGAAUCUCUGCGUAAUGCCUGUGAUGAGACAGGGGCUCUUCUUGUGUUUGAUGAGGUUCAAUGUGGUUUAGGCCGAUCAGGGUAUCUUUGGGCCCAUGAAGCUUAUGGUGUCUUUCCAGAUAUCAUGACACUUGCCAAACCACUUGCUGGCGGUCUGCCUAUUGGAGCAGUCCUGGUAACGGAGAAGGUUGCUUCUGCUAUAAAAUAUGGUGACCAUGGAAGCACCUUUGCUGGAAGUCCUCUGGUUUGUAAUGCUGCUAUUGCUGUAUUGAACAAAGUAUCAAAAGCUGACUUCCUGGCUUCGGUCUCUAAGAAAGGCGCCUACUUCAAAGAACUUCUGAAACAAAAGUUGGGAGGAAACCGGCACGUGCGAGAGGUUCGUGGUGUAGGGCUAAUUAUAGGAAUUGAUUUAAAUGUUUCUGCCUCGCCUCUUGUUGAUGCAUGCCGAAAUUCUGGUCUUCUAGUUUUAACAGCUGGAAAAGGCAAUGUUGUGAGGCUUGUUCCUCCACUAAUUAUAACAGAACAAGAGCUUGAGCUUGCUGCUGAAAUUCUGCACCAAACUUUGCCUGUUCUUGAUGAGACCAAUCAAAACUAGGGGAAGAGAUAUUGCCUUCCUAUCUGCAAAUUGAAAUUAGUACUUGGACUUUAUAUAUUUGCCAAAUUGUCAA